CUUCCGGGUGUGCACAAACAGAAGGCGAACGGAGUUGCCUCGCUCUAAAGAUGUCUAAAGUAACGUUUAAAAUCACCCUGACGUCGGACCCCCGGCUGCCGUAUAAAGUACUAAGUGUCCCAGAGAGCACACCAUUCACAGCAGUUUUGAAGUUUGCAGCUGAGGAGUUCAAAGUUCCAUCAGCAACCAGCGCAAUAAUAACAAAUGACGGAAUAGGAAUCAACCCUGCCCAGACAGCAGGGAAUGUGUUUCUGAAACACGGCUCAGAGCUUCGCAUCAUUCCCAGAGACAGAGUGGGAGGACAAGGAGACUGAUGCUGCUUUUCCACGUCGAUGGCAUAAUGACUCACCCGGCUGAAGCAUAUAACACUUGAGACCCAGGAAACACCUCAGCGUGUGUCAUAUUUAUUUUCUGGCCCACAACUGACAGUGACUCACAUGAGAAUAUAUAUAUAUAUACACAUACAUAUAUAUAAAGUUGAUGAUGACAUGCUACACACUUGCAUGCUCCCUGCUUCUUCAUUCUCUGUCGAGUGGGUUUUCUUUUUUUCAUCUGUAAGUGUAGUCGCAUCAAACAGUGGAGUGACGUCGAGAGUACCCAGAGGUACUGAGUAAUUAAUCUACACAAACACAGCAGCUGCAUCAUGGGGGAGAUAUCAGCUAAGUUUAACAAACAAUUGAGUCAACAGUUACAGCUUUUGUAUCUUUGUAAAUGACAAUAAACUAUCAUUAUGACUAACAGCAACACAAGCCCAUUUUGCAAUGUUUUGUCUUUAUUAGCAUUGUGAUUAUAUAUAUAUAUGAUGUGAGAAGUGAACCUUUUUGAAAAUGUAUGUUCAACAAGCUUUUUAGGACCAUUGUUGUUUUAAUAAGUGGCUGUCGAUCGGCAGGUAAAAAUCUGUUCACAUGAGAAAUUCUUUUUUUUAUUUCAGAGUACUUCUCAAGCACAAGAUAAAUAAACGUGCAUCGUGGAUGUGUACUGAUCUUGA
This is a messenger RNA of Chelmon rostratus (copperband butterflyfish), 988 nucleotides long. RefSeq names its product ubiquitin-fold modifier 1 (gene ufm1). NCBI's taxonomy places the organism in Eukaryota, Metazoa, Chordata, Actinopteri, Chaetodontiformes, Chaetodontidae. The coding region runs from base 51 to 314 and encodes 87 amino acids. The record is from RefSeq and is a predicted model, not a curated record. Gene Ontology annotation, biological process: protein K69-linked ufmylation. The transcript has 6 exons. Gene Ontology annotation, cellular component: cytoplasm; nucleus.